AUGCCACAAACGGUUCCAUCAGCCAAUUACGGUUCGCCAUAUUGCGACUAUUCUGCAUUCACGACAGAUUUUGAUCUUUCACUACUUCCGGCCUCGCCGGAAAGUCAAGUACCACUUUCACCGACAAAUCUAUCACCCUAUUCUUACUUGUAUCCAUGUUCGCCGCCGCCCAUGUUUUCGACAAAUUUCGACGAAGAUGGUAUCAUGUGCGAUAGUUUGGGAUUCGUAGACGUCAAGGGGAAAACAACGACGGAUAUUAAAACGGAAUAUGACGACGACGACGACGAGGGCGACGACGAACCCCUUCAGACUCCUUUGAAAAAAACAUCAGGAGGAGGAGUAGGAGGCGGCGGUUGUUGUUUCUUCGAGGAAAACGUUAAUUUUAAUGAUAAAACAAACGACAAACAAUACGAUGGAUAUUACGUUAAAAACGAUGAGAAAACAAUCGGACGAAAUGAAUUAUUGAUACCGACGACAGUACAAACAACAACAGGAAAUUAUUAUCCGCUAACGAUCAAACAAGAGCCGAUGAGUUACGGGCUCGAAUAUGGACACCAUAACAAUCCUACGUCACCGUAUGCCAUAAAAACGGAAACGACAAUCGAUUUAAAGGAAGCUCUGAAAGAAACGAAUUUCACGAUAAAAUACGAAUCAAAUCAAUACACGACCCUUCGUAACUUAUUGAAAAAUCCCUGCACGGAAGAAUCCCCACCCUCACCACCACACUUACCAAGACCAUCACCGAAUCCACCGGAAGAAACGACGGAAGUCAAAAGAGAUCAUCAAUUAUUGCGUAGCGUUUUGAGAGAUACGUCAUUUCAAAAGAAAUUCAACAUAAAAUCUUUUGAUUUAACAAAAGUACCUUCUUUCGACGAUUCGAACCUCCUUCAUAAAGAUAUUAAAAUGGAAGAAGAUGAUGAUAAUAACGGGAGUGCGAAACAGCAACAACAGCAACAGCAGCAACAAACGACGGAAACGAAUGAAAUCGUUGAAGAAUUAACGAGUGAAAAAAUCGAACCUGUUUUCAGUUUGGCCAUUGAACAAAUUCGUAAAGAUGUCGAUAAUACCUGUAACCUUUUAGGAAUAUCAAGCGAUCCGACACAAUGGACCGAAGAUGAUGUUAAAGCAUGGCUUAUAUGGACAAUAAGACAAUAUUCACUUCCGAUGAUUGAUACAAAUUGUUUUAAAAUGGACGGCGUGACAUUUUGUCAAUUAACGGAAAAUGAUUUUCAACAGAGAGCACCCCAGAGUUCCAGCACUCUCCAUGCACAUUUAGAAAUAUGGAAAGCAGCAGGGAAUUGUGGUGAUUGUUCUUCUCCUCCCUCUCUUCCUCUUCCUCCUCCUUCAUCUUCUUCUUCUUCGACAAUGAUAAUUCCGAAUCAAGAUCUCAGCACUGUACAAUGGUCACCAACGAUGCAUUCAAGCGGUUCCAGCACUGGAGGAGAUUUAUCCGACGACGAUGAUGAAGAUAUGGAUUAUUCAACGUCAUCAUCAUCACCACCACCACCCCCAUCAUCGUCGAAUAAAUAUUUAAUGAAAGAUAAUAAUCAGACGAUAAAAACGACGACGGCAAAGACAACUUCCGGUACGCAUAUACAUUUAUGGCAAUUUUUAAAAGAAUUAUUAUCGUGUCCGCAAUCCCACGGGAGUUGCAUAAGAUGGUUGGAUCGUGAAAAGGGAGUUUUUAAAAUAGAAGAUUCCGUACGUGUCGCUAGACUUUGGGGUAAGAGAAAAAAUCGUCCGGCAAUGAAUUACGAUAAGUUAUCAAGAUCCAUAAGACAAUAUUAUAAAAAGGGUAUAAUGAAAAAAACGGAAAGAUCUCAAAGGCUCGUUUAUCAAUUUUGUCAUCCAUAUUGUUUAUAA
This is a messenger RNA of Pediculus humanus corporis (human body louse), 1863 nucleotides long. RefSeq lists its product as uncharacterized. The record is from RefSeq and is a predicted model, not a curated record. Gene Ontology annotation, biological process: regulation of transcription by RNA polymerase II; cell differentiation. Gene Ontology annotation, cellular component: nucleus. The coding region runs from base 1 to 1863 and encodes 620 amino acids. Gene Ontology annotation, molecular function: sequence-specific DNA binding; DNA-binding transcription factor activity, RNA polymerase II-specific. The transcript is spliced from 4 exons. NCBI's taxonomy places the organism in Eukaryota, Metazoa, Arthropoda, Insecta, Psocodea, Pediculidae.